Molecule: messenger RNA, 4019 nt
Organism: Perognathus longimembris pacificus (Pacific pocket mouse)
Lineage: Eukaryota; Metazoa; Chordata; Mammalia; Rodentia; Heteromyidae
Gene: Nedd1
Product: NEDD1 gamma-tubulin ring complex targeting factor
Exons: 14
Coding region: 886-2895 (669 amino acids)
Biological process (GO): mitotic cell cycle; microtubule nucleation
Cellular component (GO): ciliary basal body; pericentriolar material; spindle pole
Molecular function (GO): gamma-tubulin binding
Source: RefSeq, a predicted model, not a curated record
AUUUUAAUUGCUUCUCUUUAAAAGUAUCUGCCUAGAGCAGGGCCCUAGUCUAUCCUCUUGUCUGUCCUGAUUUGUGAAGUCACUUUGUUAGAAUUUGUGUUUAAAGAACAGACUGUAAAUAAAUUACAAAAAUGAUGGCAUCCCAGACUAAGAAUUGAUAUACAAAUGUAAUGGCAUCUUUUUGGCCACAUUACUAAUUUUACUUGUGUGGGAAACAUGGAUAACGAUUCAAACUUGCAGGAAUGCUCAUUUGUCAUAAACUAGUUUUUAUUACCUACCAUAUGCUAGGAAUGUUUCAAGACUUAUGAUGGGACAGGCAUUAUUAUGAGAACAAAUAAGAAUUCCAGUUAAUAAGUGCUAUGAGAAAAAUGAAAUAGGCUGGUGAAAUAUAGGCUAACCACUAAAGGUCUCCUUUUGCCACAGUGGUUGGUCAGGGAAGGCCUUUUGGAAGCAGAAACAUUUGAACUGAGACCUGAAUGAUGAGAGGAGGAUAUGGCCUUGGGGAUUCUGGGGAAAGAUUUUCAAGUAGAAGGGACAGCAAAUGAAAAGAGACUAAAGUGGGAAUGACCUUGCCUUGUUGUCUGAGACAGAAAGAGAGCCAUUGUUCAGUUUGUUGUCCUCAGGGAGAGUUACAUAGGGAUGUAAUAGCAUGUCAUGGAAGGCAAGCUAAGGAGGCUGGGUUAUAUUGUAAUUGCUUUAGGGGCCUAGUGGAAGGGUCAGUUAAGAGUAUGUAAUCUGAUCUGUUGGUUAGAUAGACUCACUUAAUGUGAAUCGUCAACUAUUUUGUGGUUCCUACAAUGUUUGGAAUAUAAAUUGCCAGAGUUGCUUGUUUUAGAAUAGAUGCUUCAUUUUAACUUAAAACAUUGUCUAUUUACUGCUUUUUAAAUGUGUUGUAAACUUUUUGUAGGCUCAGUCAUGCAGGAAAACCUCAGAUUUGCUUCAUCAGGAGAUGAUAUUAAAAUAUGGGAUGCUUCAUUUAUGACAUUGGUGGAUAAAUUCAACCCUCACACGUCACCACAUGGAAUCAGUUCAAUUUGUUGGAGCAGUAAUAAUAAUUUUCUAGUGACAGCAUCUUCUGGUGGUGACAAAAUAGUUGUUUCAAGUUGCAAGUGUAAACCUGUUCCACUUUUGGAACUUGCUGAAGGGCAAAAGCAGACAUGUGUCGAUUUAAAUUCCACAUCUAUGUAUUUGGUAAGCGGAGGCCUAAAUAGCACUGUUAAUAUUUGGGAUUUAAAAUCUAAAAGACUUCAUCGGUCUCUUAAGGAUCAUAAAAACGAAGUAACUUGUGUAACAUACAAUUGGAAUGAUUGCUACAUUGCUUCUGGAUCUCUAAGUGGUGAAAUUAUUUUGCACAGUGUAACCACUAACAUAUCUGGUACUCCUUUUGGCCAUGGUAGUAAUCAGUCUGUUCGGCACUUGAAGUACUCCUUAUUUAAGAAAUCAUUACUGGGCAGCGUUUCAGAUAAUGGAAUAGUAACUCUCUGGGAUGUGAAUAGUCAGAGUCCACAUCAUAACUUCGAUAGCACACAUAAAGCUCCAGCUUCAGGCAUCUGUUUCUCUCCUGUCAAUGAAUUGCUGUUUGUAACCAUAGGAUUGGACAAAAGGAUCAUCCUCUAUGAUACCUCAAGUAAGAAGCUAGUGAAAACUUUGGUGGCAGAGGCGCCUCUCACUGCAGUGGAUUUUAUGCCUGAUGGAGCCACUUUGGCUAUUGGAUCUUCCCGUGGGAAAAUAUAUCAGUAUGAUUUAAGGAUGCUAAAAUCCCCAGUGAAAACCAUCAAUGCUCACAAGACAUCUGUGCAGUGUAUAGCAUUUCAGUACUCCACUGCUCUUACUAAGUCCAGUUCAAAUAAAGGCUGUUCAAAUAAGGCCACAGCAGUGAACAAGCGAACCGGCAAUGUGAGCACUGGUGGAGGGCUUCAGAACUCGGGAAUUGUCAGAGAAGCAGCCACCACUUCUGUUGCCACAGUUCCACCACAGCCUUUGGCACCAGCUGUGGGGAAAGGAACAGGUGCCAUUCAGAACAAAGCAGGUUUGUUACGAAGCAUAAACACUGAUAUUUUAUCUAAGGAAACAGAUGGUGGAAAAAGUCAGGAUUUCUCCAGCUUUGAGGAUACUGGCAAGAGUAGUUUAGGUGACAUGUUCUCACCUAUCAGAGAUGAUGCUGUAGUUAACAAGGGAAGUGAUGAAUCUGUAGGCAAAGGAGAUGGACUUGACUUUCUACCACAGUUGAAUUCAGUGUUUCCGCCAAGAAAAACUCCAGUAACUUCCAGCACUUUGGCAUUGCACUCUAGUCCUCUUACUGUUUUCAUGGGAUCACCAGGGAAAGAAGAAAAUGAAAAUCUUGAUCUGACAACUGAGUCUAAGAAGACAUAUCUGGGAAAACCAGAACCUAAAGACUCCUUUAAACAGUUUACCAGGUUGAUCUCCUCUGGUGGUGAACCUGGAAAUCUAAGUACCUCUCUAUCAACUAACCAAACAAGAAACUUUGAGAAAUUUGAAAAGCCAGAAAAAGAAAUUGAAUCCCAGUUAAUAUAUGAACCCCCAGUCAAUGGAUCCUCAACUCCAGACCCAAAGAUAGCAUCCUCUGUCACUGCCGGAGUUGCCAGUUCACUCUCAGAAAAAAUAGUGGAUACCAUUGGAAACAAUCGGUCAAAUGCACCACUGACGUCUGUACAGAUCCGUUUUAUUCAGAACAUGAUACAAGAAACCUUGGAUGACUUUAGAGAAGCAUGCCAUAGGGACAUUAUGAAUUUGCAAGUGGAGAUGAUUAAACAGUUUCAUGUGCAGCUGAAUGAAAUGCACUCUUUGCUGGAAAGAUAUUCAGUGAAUGAAGGUUUAGUUGCUGAAAUUGAAAAACUAAGAGAAGAAAACAGAAGGCUACGGGCUCACUAUUGAAAAUUCAGUGAAUACUGAUUUUGUAAUUUGCAAAGUUUCAGGCAACAAAGAACUAUGUAGAAUCUGUAUAUUUUCAUGUCCUACAGGUGCAAACUUCUUUUUUUCAAGUAAAGGGUAAUAGAAUUAUACACCAAUCACUAUUUCAACUGUCAAAAAUAUUUAUAUUUUUAUAUUAAAAUUGUACAAUGUAUAAUCUGCCUAACAGGAAAGUCAACAGCAUCUUUAUUUUCUGAAUGCUUUAGUGCUAAACUUAAGUGCCCUUUUCAUAAGAGAAGAAAAUUGUGCAUAUGAAAAACCUAUGUACAAUCACAUUUUUAAACAGAUAUAUUUUUGAUUGACAAAUUGCCUUCUAAAUUUUUUUAGGUAAAGUUUAAAAAAUUUGAUAUGUUUUCUAUUUUUAUGGAGAAAGUAAUUUUAAAAUGGUAAUUGUUUUUGUAAGCUACUGACUAAUAAGAUCAGAUUGGCUAGUAGUUAUUUUGUUUACUUAAUAACAUCAAGUAUGACUAUUAUUUAUUACUUGUAUAUGUGAUAAUAUUUGAAAUGUUAAAUUGUACAUUGUAUCUUUUGCACUUAUGGUACUCUAUUGUAGUUCUUAUAGCUCUUACUGGUUGAUAUUGCAUUAGCUAACUACCUGAAAAACUCAAGGGUUCAUAAGACAUACUGAGAGCGUAUUAUAUAUCUUUCUGCUGAUUGUCUCAUGUACUAGCAAAUGAGCAAAAUCAUACUACAAAGUUUUAAUCAUAAUGAAAAUUUCUUAUUAGACACUAAAGAUUACAGUAUUAUUAUCCUUUUUCCCCCAAGUACGAAAUAUGGAUUAUUUUGCUCUAUUAUCUGUAUUAUUUUUUCUCUUCAGGUGCUAUGAAGAACAUUUUAUAUUAUUGCCUUGCCUUGAGAUUAUUUAUAGAGGUUCAUCAUGAAAAGAAUUUAUACCUCUUCAUCAAUACUUUGACAUAUAUAUUUGCCUAUUGUGAUCUAUGCUUUUAGUGGUCUAAAAUUAGGAGGGCUGUUCAUCUGUUUAUAUUCUUGCUGCCUCUUGCCCAGAGAUUUAAUCUGUGUACCUUUUAUAUAGCUCCACAGUUCAUUUUGGCUUUUUGGGUGGAAAUAUUUACUAAAGAUUGAAAACA